AUGGCGGAGCAUUCUUCGUCCGAAGACGAGGCAGCCGGAGAGGCCUCCUCUGGAGGAGUUCAAAUCUCGAAGCGGCAACGGGCACUUCCCCCCUCUCGGAUGCGCGAAUCGCGAAGUGCAGAGGCGUUCGCGCUCCCCAACGAAGUGCCUGCGGGAGAUCCUGCCUCUGCUGCUGUGAAGAGCACCCUGCCACUCGCGCAUUCUGUCCGUUCCGAUCUCGGGGAGAGCCUCCUUCCUGCCAUCGCGUCGCCGCCGCUUCCCGGCUCCAUUCGCGCGCUUUGGUGCGACGGCCCUGUUGUCUAUGCCGGCGUGAAGACUGCGAUCUUCGCGUUCAAUCGUCUGCAGCUCCUGCGGAUUUAUGGCGCGGCAGUUCGCUCCGAGGGGCCCCUCCCCGCAGGUCCUCAUGUAGAGCCUGUCGAGGGGAUCCUGGGAAUAGGCCCCUUCCUCGUUUCCCACUGCCCACGAGUGGUAGCCGUUUGGGAGAAGGAGACUGGCGAGCUUGUGCGCGUGCUGCCGCUCCAGGGGCCUCUCCGCGUGCAGAGGCUGUUGCACCCGGAGACUUUUCUCAACAAGCUGCUAGUUGCUCGGGAGGGCGUCCUGGAGCUGUGGAACGUGGUGUCUGGUCAGAAGCUGCAUCAGUUCAGCUGUAUCGACGGCGCGGGGAGCAGUCAGAAGAGCGGCAGCAGCAUCACGGCCUUAGCGCAGAGUGCCAGUCCAGACGUCGUUGCAGUUGGAUUCAGCAACGGCGCAAUCUUCGUGAUCGAUUUGAAGCGGGAUGAGCUGCUGCUCCAGUUUCAGCAGAGUGCAGCGCAGGGGUCAGUGUGUGCCCUCGCCUUCCGAUCGGAUUCUGCGGAUGCCGCGAGCGCUGCAGCAGAAACUGCCGCUGCAGUGCUCAUGAGCGGUGCAUGCAACGGUGACCUUUGUGUUUGGGGCCUGGCGGAAGGGCGCCUCUUGGAUUGCGUGCCACACGCACACAGAGCGGCUGUCUCGCACAUCCAGUUUCUGCCCGCUCAGCCCGUCUUGAUUACUACGGGUCUGGAUAAUGCAUUGAUUGAGUGGGUAAUAGAUCAACCUGAUGGCAUUCCGCGAGAGCUGAAGGCUCGCAGAGGACACGUGGGAAGCGUCACGCACAUGCAAUUCUACAGCUCGGAGGGAACUGAGCUGCUGACUGCGAGCUGUUUGGGCGGCCGAGGGCACUUGGGAUUUACGUCUAUGAUCCAGCAGCAGCAAAACUGCAUCUUCUCUCAGAAAAAUCUCAAGAGUAAACUGCAGUCAGUACGUCGGCUGCGGGGCAUUGUCUCCAUGAGUUUCUCCUCGUGGCGGCACUUUGAUUGGGCAACCAUUGCAACAGCUCACGAGAGGACGCAUCAGGUAUUCCUGUGGAGUGCGAAGAAUAAGGCGCUCGAGCCUCGCGUGCUGCAACCGCCUUCGCGCGCCGGCGUAUCUGCAGAACCAGCGACUGCCGUGUGCUGCAGCUCAUGCGGCAGUUUCUGCUUUGUCGGCUACGCGGACGGCCGCAUGCACAAAUUCAACCUUCAGUCGUGCCUGCAUCGCGGCGAGUUUGUGCGAACCGAGGGUCCCCUUGCAAACGCCAGGAGUACUGACAACACGAUGGGCGCGAAACCUCGCAGCAGCAGCAGCCGUGCGUCUCAACACGAAGCAUGGGGGACGGCUCAUAGAGGAGCUGUUUGCGGCUUGGCGAUGCUCGGGCCGUCUGUUGUAGCUUCUGCCUCUUCGGAUCCAGAGGACUGCUGCUUGGUGCUGUGGGACGUCCGCUCUCGUCAUGCCCGCUCUUGCAUGCCUCUAACGCUUCCUGGAGGUGGAAACGGGGGAGGCAUCUGCUUGUUCAAGUCAUCAGGUGUCUUGGUUGCGGUCCUCUUUCGGAACGGUGCUGUGUGCCUCGUUGAUGCUCUGUCCUUAACCGUUGUGCGCGUGAUCACCGCCAUCGCCCCCUCCGUCCCCCUUCCCCUCGCCAGCUGCCUUUGCUUCUCGCCGGAUGGACGCUGGCUCGCAGCGGGGUGUACGGACAGCUCCGUAUGGGUAUAUGACAUCCUUGGAGCCGCCGUUGUCGAUUGGAUGCAGUUCAAGUCACCCCCCAGCGAUAUCACCUUCGACCCCUCCGGCGCGCGCCUCCUCACGGCCCACCCACAUGCACAGGGCGGAGUUUUCGUUUGGACAAAUAAGUAUGUGUUUGAUGCCUCGCUGGGUACCCCUCUGCUUCACGCCACCCCUCGAACGCCCUUCCCAAUGGAGGAUGCGAAUGCUGCAGCAGACGUCGCAUCAAUAGCGGGAGCAGCAUGCAAGGCCGAGAGCCAAGAUGAAGAGGCUGCGGCAGCAGCGCUGAUGCGGCAGUACAAAAGCAAAGCACAACCCCUCGUGCCAGGCGCCGUCACCCUCUCGGGGGUGCCUCCCGCGCAUUUGCAUGCGAUUUUGUACAUUGACGAAAUAAAAGCGCAGGCCAAGCCAACAAGGGCCCCCGAGCCUCUCCCCGAUGCGCCAUUUUUUAUUCCUUCGCGUUUUGAAGAGGAGGGGACCGUGAUGAUCCUGCCGGCCAGUGAGGAUUUGUCGGAAGGGGCGGCGCAAGCGGUCGACAAGAAACAGAGCGAUAGAAGAAAUAUUUCUCGGUCAAAACUCCAAAAGCUGCUAGCUAUGAAAAACACUCGCGAAGGACAGAAAUACGACGCCAUCUUGGAGUAUCUCCGCAGCUGCUCACCAACAGGAGUUGCCUUAGCUCUUGGGGAGAUUGGGCCGACAGCAGGCGCGCCAGAGGAAGAGGCCCAUAGUGACAUUCUGCUAUCGAACGCUACAGCAGCAGAUGGAGAAAACACCAAAGCAGCGACUGCCACAAGCUUAUCUGCUGCCGCUCUACCAAUUUUGGAGGAGCUAGAGGACAUACAGCAGAGGGACUGGGGAGCCUUGGAGAAGCAAUUUCACAGACUAGAGUGCUCGCUGAAGUUCCUUGCGCAUCUACAAAUGGAUUGA
Cyclospora cayetanensis is the source of this 2982-nucleotide messenger RNA. RefSeq names its product U3 small nucleolar RNA-associated protein 21 homolog. The record is from RefSeq and is a predicted model, not a curated record. NCBI's taxonomy places the organism in Eukaryota, Apicomplexa, Conoidasida, Eucoccidiorida, Eimeriidae. Gene Ontology annotation, cellular component: small-subunit processome; Pwp2p-containing subcomplex of 90S preribosome. The transcript is spliced from 11 exons. The coding region runs from base 1 to 2982 and encodes 993 amino acids. Gene Ontology annotation, biological process: rRNA processing. Gene Ontology annotation, molecular function: protein binding.